Messenger RNA from Xenopus laevis (African clawed frog), 821 nucleotides. Its product is annotated as C-type lectin domain family 10 member A. The coding region runs from base 69 to 731 and encodes 220 amino acids. The record is from RefSeq and is a predicted model, not a curated record. The transcript is spliced from 7 exons. NCBI's taxonomy places the organism in Eukaryota, Metazoa, Chordata, Amphibia, Anura, Pipidae.
CUCAGUGAGACGGGGAGCAGUGAUUGUGCACAGUCAGGUCCAAGAGACUCCCAACUGGAUUCUUCAGGAUGAUGGAUAAUGUGUAUUCGAACAUCGAUUUCAUAAAGGAAGAGAAAAAAACUGCAGAAAUAAGAAACUCCAGCACUAGAAAAACUAGUGCUUCUAGAAUUUCCCAGCGGGUUCCAUCAUCCACCCUGCGCCUCCUCUGUGGACUCUCUGCCCUCUGUGUUGUUCUCCUCAUCCUCAAUAUCACUGUCACCUUCACAAAAUCUUCUCCCAAUUGUUCGAAUGUCAUGAAGACAGAAGUGAUCUCUGAUUCUGAUUCCAUGAGCACCCCCUGCCCAGAGGACUGGUCUCUGUCUUCUGGCAAAUGCUACUACUUCUCCAAUGUGCCUGUAUCCUGGGAGGAGGCAAAACACGCGUGUGAGAAGAAGAAAUCAAACUUGAUUGUGAUCAACAGCAAAACGGAACAGGACUAUGCCGUGAAGAUCAGCUUGGGACAGUACACAUGGAUUGGACUCACUGAGAUUGACAAUGAAUGGAAAUGGGUGGACGGAACCCCCUAUAAUUCCAAACAAACGUACUGGAAAGAGGGGCAACCCAAUAACUGGUCUGGCCAUCUACUACCUGGAGGUGAAGACUGUGCCCAGAUCCAGUUUGGAGGCCAGUGGAAUGACGAGCACUGCAGCAAUCCAUGGCGGUACAUUUGUGAGAAGAAGUCAGAAGUAUAAUUCAUUGAUACAAAAAUAAAAAUGAGCUGAGACCCCACUGUCUGCCAAAGGUUUUUCCUAAUAAUUGGAAUAAAAAAAAUUUGCACUUUA